AUGCCCCGCUCCCUCUUCGUCACGGUCGGCUCGACGCGCUUCCAGGCGCUCACGGACGCCGUGCUCUCCCCCUCGGCGCUGGACGCGCUGUCAUCCGUCGGCGUCACAACGCUCGUCGUGCAGCUCGGCAGCGCUGACAUCCCGGCCCACGUUGGCGUCGGCGCGCAAGGCGGCGAGUGGGCUCACGGCGCGCUGGGGGUCACGGUGCUCCGGUACACUGUCGACGCGGCGCACAUGGCGCGCCUGCUCGCUGCGUCCGACGCGGUCGUCUCUCAUGCCGGCGCCGGCUCCAUCCUCCAGGUCCUCCGCCUGCCUCGGCCGCUGCUCGUCGUGCCCAACACUGCGCUGAUGGACAACCACCAGCAAGAGCUGGCGGAUGCGCUGCGCGCAGGCGACUACCUGACCGUCGCGUCGGUCGAUCAUCUGCUCGACGGGCUCAAGCGCCUGCUCGCCAACCCCGAGACAAAGCCGUUCCCCGCGUUCGAGCCCGCGCGCUUCCGCUCCAUCCUGGACGAGACGGCGGGGUUCGCAUAGUGCCGUCAGGCCGUUCACUCGGCCUUGCCUCCAGCCUCGGCCUUGCUGUCCUCCCCUUCGGCGGCCGCCUUGCCCUUCACGUCCGAGUGUCCGAGCCCCAUGUCGGGCUGAACAAUGUUGCGAAUGCGCUGCUUGAGCACCUUGAGCUCGGGGAAGCCACCCUCGGUCUGUACAUUAGCCCCGCCCUGUAGCUCUAUAGCAC
This is a messenger RNA of Vanrija pseudolonga, 736 nucleotides long. It is a transcript of the gene ALG13, whose product is annotated as UDP-N-acetylglucosamine transferase subunit ALG13. Gene Ontology annotation, biological process: dolichol-linked oligosaccharide biosynthetic process. Gene Ontology annotation, molecular function: hexosyltransferase activity. NCBI's taxonomy places the organism in Eukaryota, Fungi, Basidiomycota, Tremellomycetes, Trichosporonales, Trichosporonaceae. The record is from RefSeq and is a predicted model, not a curated record. Bases 1 to 534 code for a protein of 177 amino acids. The transcript has 3 exons.